Molecule: messenger RNA, 2199 nt
Organism: Plasmodium cynomolgi strain B
Lineage: Eukaryota; Apicomplexa; Aconoidasida; Haemosporida; Plasmodiidae
Product: glutamyl-tRNA
Exons: 4
Coding region: 1-1797 (598 amino acids)
Biological process (GO): mitochondrial translation; glutaminyl-tRNAGln biosynthesis via transamidation
Molecular function (GO): glutaminyl-tRNA synthase (glutamine-hydrolyzing) activity
Source: RefSeq, a predicted model, not a curated record
AUGAUCGUUCGUGCCUUUUUCCCCUGCGUUCUCAUUUUCAUUUCAACCGAGAUAUUCACUUGCUACAAAGGGGAAACCAAAAGGCGCAGAGGAAUUAGAAAUAGGGUUGCCAACAACCGAACAAGCGGCAGUGACGGUAUAGCCAAUUAUGCCGAUAUCGAAAGGAACGUAAAAUGCAGAAUUGGGGUGGAAGUCCACGUGCAGCUGAGCACAAAAUGUAAAGCCUUCUGUAACUGCUUUAAUGUCGCUUCUUCACAUAACGAUAAAACAUACGAGAGGAAUUAUAUAGAUUUGUGCAAUUUCUUAAAGGACAACAUUUUGAAGACAGGAAAUGAGGCAGCAGACUCGAAUUGGCUAGGAGAGGGAACACCUCCGAGGAAGGAUCUAGGGGGGGGAAUUUCCGCAGAGACGAAGAGGUGUAUUAGUGAAGACCCUAAGUAUGCCAUUAGUAGGCCAAACAAACAUAUAUGCAACAGGUGUGUAGGCGAGGUGGGCUCCCUAAGCUUACUGAACAGCACAGCUGUCUUGUUCACAUACCUAAUUAGCAUUAUUCUUAAUUGCAACCUAAACAAUGUUAUCACUUUUGACAGAAAAAUUUAUAAUUAUUAUGACUUGCCCAAAGGUUAUCAGAUUACGCAAAAGGAAACGCCGAUUGGUUUCGAUGGUAACAUUUCUGUGGAGGGAAAGAGGUUUCGCAUAAAGAGCGUUCACCUAGAGGAAGACACGAGCAAGUGUUUCUUUCUUCCGCGAAGUGUGAAUAUGCUGAAUUGGGGGGGUACUACUACUCCCCACGAAAGUAGCAGCGAUGGGAAAGGAACUGCAUUUAGGGGGGGCAGUGACAUUUUGAACCUUAACAAUGGUAGUGGCGCAGGGGAGAAAGAGAAUGGGGACAUAAAUGGUGAAUGCUCCACCAGGGACGGUGACGAACUGGUCUCUCACAGUUGUAACCCAAAAGACUACCCAUCAAACGGUGCUAACGAAGCAAAUCACCCAUCAAACAGUCUUAACGAAGCAAACCACCCAUCAAGCAGUCCUAACGAAGCAAACUACCCAUCAAACAGUCUUAACGAAGCAAACCACCCAUCAAGCAGUCCUAACGAAGCAAACUACCCAUCAAGCAGUCCUAACGAAGCAAACUACCCAUCAAACAGUUCAAACGAAGCAAAUCACCCAUCAAACAGUCCUAACGAAGUAAACCACCUGAACAAGAAAAUACUACUAGAUUAUAACCGCUGCGGAAUCCCCCUAGUCGAAGUCGUGGUCGAAGAUGACUACAUGAACGCAGAAGAGUGCAUUAACCUACUGAAGGAGAUAAAAAAUAAAGUGUGCCUACUGGGGGUAUGCGUGGGGAACAAGGAAAAUAUCAGAUCGGACAUUAACAUAUCUUUUGAAUACGAUAACGUGAAGUACAGCCGAGUUGAAAUCAAAAAUGUUAACAGCUUCAGAAAAAUUAAGAGUUGCAUAGAGCAGGAGAAGCAAAAUUUUAUUAAUCAAAUUCUCACAAAGGGAACAGAAAAAAGCUACCACUCCAAGUCGAACGAAAUGUAUACAAAAAGCUACCUAGACAGUACGCACUACGUUGUCAGGAAAAAGGAAGUAUACAAUUAUGUGCACGAAAGGAACAUCCCCCAAUAUAAGCUUAGCAAACAUGUUAUAAAGCUGCUAAAAUUUUAUGUUAAUUAUAAAAUAAAAAUAUACGAGGAUGAAGUGAAGUACAAGUGGUCCAAGCAAUAUUUUUAUGUCUUCCUGAAUGAUCCCUUUUUGUAUAACUAUUUUAAUGAAUUUGAGGAAGAAUAAAUGCUUUCCAAAAAUAUCUUAAUAAAACCGAAAAACUUUUGCUUCCUCAUUAACUAUGCUAUUAAGAACAACUUAGACAACACCUCUUUGAAGGCGUUCCUCUUUAACUAUGUGGAUGUAGGAUUCGAAAAUGAGCUCCUCCUCGAAGCGUUUAAAAACGUGAACGUUGUAGAAAUGGAGCAGACUUUGAAAAAACUGAUUGACGAUAAUAUCCAGCAUUUAAAAAUCGAUGGGGAAAAAACUGUCCUCAACGAGCAAAACUUUAAGAACAGAAUUAUAGGCCUUUUGAAGGGCCAAAUGAGUCAACGUGAUUCGCAGGUGCACGUCAACUACAAGUCGGUGAGCGCGUUCAUUGACGACUACUAUCACGUAGGGGCCAAAAUAAUGAUAACAGGGGGGUAG